Molecule: messenger RNA, 4693 nt
Organism: Lymnaea stagnalis (great pond snail)
Lineage: Eukaryota; Metazoa; Mollusca; Gastropoda; Lymnaeidae
Source: the annotation of a GenBank genome assembly
UACGAGCCCUGGCGGAUCCCAUCGUGAACGCUUCGGUUGACCUGUACUUCAGGAUGAGCACUGACCUGCUCCCCACGCCCGCCAAGUCCCACUACGUGUUCAAUCUCAGGGACCCGUCCAAAGGGGUCCAGGGUGAGGGAGAUGACGGCUUGUUGGACAAACAGAGAAGUUUAAUCGGCCCUGGGGGCUAAAGGGGGGGGGGGUUAAAAACUAAGUUUCCGACUAACUGAUUACACGCACCUCACUUUGACUAAACCUUAUUUUUACUCUAACAAACACGUGGCUAAGUCUGAGCAGACCCAGUUUUAACCAUCAGCAGACAAAAUAAAUCAUGACUACGCAUUGAUUGAUUUAGGUCACAAUUAUGUGAGCCUUGAUUGAUAUGAAAUUAAGUGUUAGGGUGGCUAUGGUUUCAGGAAAUGUGUGCGUGUGAUAUUUCAGGAAGGUGUACAUAUGAUAUAUCAGGAUUAGUAUAUAUUUGAUGUUUCAAGAAAGUAUAUAUUUGAUAUUUCAGGAAGGUACGCACAUCAUAUUUCAGGAAAAGAUAUAUUUGAUUUUUCAGGGAAGCUAUACAUAUGAUAUAACAGGAAAGCAUAUAUUUGAUACUUCAUGAAGUUAUAUACGAUAAAUCAGUGAGGUAAACAUAUGAUAUAUCAGGAUUAUACACAUAUGAUAUGUCAGGAAAGUAUACAUUUGAUAUUUCGUUUAAGGUAUCACAUAUCAGGAAAGUAUACAUUUGAUAUUUCUGGUAAGGUAUCACAUAUCAGGAAAGUAUACAUUUGAUAUUUCGGGUAAGGUAUCACAUAUCAGGAAAGUAUAAAUUUGAUAUUUCGGGUAAGGUAUCACAUAAUAGGAAAUUAUAAAGUUGAUAUUUCAGGUAAGGUAUCACAUAUCAGGAAAGUAUCAAUUUGAUGUUGCAGGAAUAUUACAAGCCGACAUUACGAUAUUCCGGGAGAAGCCACAAAUGACCCGCCUGUUCAUUCACGAGACACAGCGCGUUUUCCACGACCGUCUCAUCAACCUGGAGGACAAGUACUUCUUCCACAGGCUCAUGUCUGAGAUCCUGGCCAAGUACUUUAAUGAGGUUAGUAGUGUUACUUCUUCCACAAGCUCAUGUCUGAGAUCCUGGCCAAGUACUUUAAUGAGGCCAGUAGUGGUACUUCUUCCACAGGCUCAUGUCCGAGAUUCUGGCCAAGUACUUUGAUGAGGUCAGUAGUGCGUUACGAGUACUUCUUCCACAGGGUCAUGUCUGAGAUUCUCGCCAAUUAUAUUAAUGAGGUCUGUAAUUAGUGUCAUAUUCAGCUAUCGGGGGGGGGGGGGGCGGGGGGGGGUCGGGGUUACUGGGUUUUGGGGUGGGGGGGGGGGGUGAAAUAUUCGUUAAUUUGGUUAAAAAUUGUUCACUGUAUUUAGAUUUGAUCUAUGGAAUAGCAUGCUAGACCCAAGAACCUUUGGUUAGCUGGAGAGGAAUCAAGAUGUUUAGGACGUCUGCACGAUGUUCGUCUGAGUUUGACGUAGGGCGGGCUGUUCUAAUUUGAAAUCGAUCUGGCUCGGAGGUUAUGUGAGCUAGUCCUCAUUGGAUACCGUGUAGUUCCCAGAUUUACUCUCUAAUCAAGAAAAAUAGUUUUGAAAACAGCUGACCUAUCACAUGGUUCGUUGUACAGUGAUACACACUGACGUCACUGUUGAGAGAGGCUGUGUGUCAAAUUCAUGUCUUAUGCCAAAAAUAAAAUAAUACAUGUAUUUGAAGCUUAUGUUUCUUAUAGGAUCAAACAUUCCCAACUGGGAAGACAUUUUCUGUACACUUUAAAAGAAAGAAUCUUGGGAUUUUACAGCUCAAAUAAAUAAUUUUUUCCCCACAUUUUUUAUAUUAUUAUAAUUGUUUUUUGUUCUUUUUUGUUGUUGUUUUUGUUGUUGUUGUUGUUGUUGUUGUUUGUUUGUUUUUUUUUUUGUUUUUUUUUGUUUGUUUUUUUGUUACUUUCCGUUUAUAUUGACAACUAGCAAUAAACACACUCUUAACAACAUGAACCUAUUGAGAUCCAAGUUUCAAUAUCCUCUUAAACCAUAUCACCCUUCCCCCUUUUUCCCCUGUUUGCUUCCCUUACUACUAGUCAGUGGAGCCCCAGACGUUUAUAACAGACCCCAUUUUGUUUGGGAACUUCAUGAGGAUGGGAUCCCCGCCGGAAGAAAGAUUUUACGAGGAGAUGAUGGACAUGAACAAGAUCAAGAGCAUUCUGUCGGAUGUAGGUUAUUGGUAGUAUACCGUUUUAAAAAAAAUUAGUCAUUUAAACUCCUUAAAAAAUAGAUCGUGUGUCUCAUUGUGUCUCGUGUGUCUCAUUGUACUCAGUUCAUAAUAUUACACAGAGUCUUAUCAUUUGAGACUUGCAUUGGAAGAGACAGACGCAAUAAAUUGGCGUUAAGCGUUUAGGAGGAUAUUUAUUUUCAAUUCCAAGCGUGUUAAUAUAUAUGAAUUGUCAGUGAAUAGUCGACGGAGAUGUCUUUCAAUCUUAAAUCGCACAGCAAGCGGGAUCAAAUGCGGCCCACGGCUUGGGUGUUGGAAAUCAUUGCUGCAAACCAGACUUUUUUUUUUUAAUAUGUCUUUGCGCUUUAAACUUAUUUCCAUUAGAAAAAUACUUAAUUUUGUUCUGGGGAAAUAGUUCACAUGAAACGCUUACAUCGUUGGACGUCAAAUGUUGGACGUGAAAUGUUGAACGUCAACUGUUGGACGUCAAAUAUUGGACAUCAAAUGUUGGACCUCAAAUGUUGUUUAAUGUUGGACGUCAAACAUUGUCAAAUGUUUGGCGAGAUGUAACGAAAUGUUAACACAACAUGUUUCGCCAUUGUAAUAUCCUACCAACCCCACCCCCUCUUUUUUUUUUUCUCAGUACCUCGACGACCUGAACAUGUCGUCCCCCAAGGAGAUGAGACUGGUCUUCUUCCUGGACGCCAUCGAGCACAUCACCAGGCUGGUCAGAAUGGUGCAGCAAGAACGAGGCAAUGCCUUACUGGUGGGGGUCGGUGGGACAGGGAAACAGUCACUGACCAGGUAUAACUGAUGUUCUUUUUGUACCUGUCGUUGUCUGGUGUAAGAAACAAGUGUUAAGAUCAGCAGCAUCAUAGAGGGGGGGGGGGGCGUACAUGGGAAACCCUCAAAGGAGGGGGUGACACCAAAUCGAAAGUUGCAAGUUUUACAGAGGAGGAUUCGCAACAGAUCUAAGAUAUGCAAAAGCAGGGUGACACGGAGCAGGUUGCCGCCAGAGCAGGUUGUCGCCGGAGCAGGUUGGUUGCCAGAGCAGUUUGGUCGCCAGAGCAGGUUGGUCGCCAGAACAGGUUGGUCGCCAGAGCAGGUUGGUCGCCAGAGCAGGUUGGUCGCCAGAACAGGUUGGUCACCAGAGCAGACAGACUUGAAGGCGGUCCAUCCUUGAAGAAGUCUGGAGGGGUGACAACCCUGAUUCUAAUGCACUUGCAGGACGUCAACGCAGGUGACGCAGCUCUCCUAUAAUACAAAGGUCGCGGUUUGAUAUUUUCAUCUGAUAAGACGUGACUGCUAUUUUGACCUAUUUAUCUAAACGGUGUGUAUGGUAGGUCGAUAGUGUUAGACCGCUCACGGGUCACUUUUUUCAUGAUUGGACCAGGUUGUCGGCGCACAUAUGCAGCUACCAGUGCUUCCAGAUUGAGCUGUGCCGAGGGUACGACUACUCGUCUUUUCACGACGACCUCAAGAAGCUCUACGAAUCUGCCGGCAUCCAGAACAAACCCACCAUAUUUCUGUUCACGGACACACAGGUAACAUCUUUGACUUAGUCACACAGGUAACAUCUUUGACUUAGUCACACAGGUAACAUCUUUGACUUGGUCACACAGGUAAAAAAAAACUUUCUUUGGUCAUCAACGGGCAAAAGGUUUCAUUGGGUGGACACACAGGUAACAUCUUUGUUUGACUUAGUCAGACAGGUGAAAAGGUUUCUUUGGCCAGAAACAGGCAACAGCCUGGGAUCAGAUGGACACAUAUGCAACAUCUUUGAUGAGACAGACGCGCGGGUAAAAGCUUUGAUUGGGUCAUGCACACCGAUAACAGCUUGGAUUGGCUAGACACACUGGCAACAGACUAGAUCGGUUUUAGACACAUGGGCAACAGGCUUAGUUGCCAUGGCUAGACGCAAGGGUGAAAGUCGUGAUGGUCUAUACACACAUGUAACAGCUUGUUUUAUUUUCCAUGUUAUUAUUUUUUUCCGGGUGAUCAAUGACACUGUUACUACUCGCUCCUCACAAAACCUAGCAAAGCCUUAUCGGACCCUUCUCAUAUACGUCAAGGGUCCCAUUAGAAAACGAAAUUAUUCAGUUCACUACAUAACUCGUCACCAAGGUCGUGUCAAAACAAAAUCUGUGCGACAAGGGUGGGGGGGUGUCCAAAAACUGCACCUAAUUUAGGCGCCCUUCCCCACAAAAGUAUAUUUUAAAUACAUACUAUGCAUGAAAAUUGACCAUUUGGCGCCCUUUUCAAGAUGGUGCUCGGGGGAGGUUGCCCACUUCACCCCUCAUUUGACGGGGCGCUGUCCGUCACAUAUCCCUGAUGGGCCGGCCGAUGUAUUCUCAGAUUGUGGUCGAGGAGUUCCUAGAAGACAUCAACAACAUGCUCAACUCUGGGGAGGUACCCAACUUGUUUGAACCGGACGAGUAUGAGAAACUCAUCAUC